Molecule: messenger RNA, 213 nt
Organism: Phanerochaete carnosa HHB-10118-sp
Lineage: Eukaryota; Fungi; Basidiomycota; Agaricomycetes; Polyporales; Phanerochaetaceae
Exons: 1
Source: RefSeq, a predicted model, not a curated record
CAUGUUGAAGAAUGCCGCGACGCCGUCUGUCUAGAUCUCAAUGAGUCCGUCACCGUGGUGGCGGCAGACGACUUCCGCAGACAACUCCUUCCGGAACUUCGACCAGAGAUUGAUGUCGAUGCGGUCCUGCAGCAGUUGAAUGAUGAUGGGACGAUUCAAUCAGGCCGGUGGGCUCUGUUCCCAUCCGAUCCCGAGGACACGAUGACGCCACCA